Molecule: messenger RNA, 875 nt
Organism: Juglans regia (Persian walnut)
Lineage: Eukaryota; Viridiplantae; Streptophyta; Magnoliopsida; Fagales; Juglandaceae
Exons: 2
Coding region: 141-743 (200 amino acids)
Molecular function (GO): RNA binding
Source: RefSeq, a predicted model, not a curated record
CACUAACGGCAGGCAAACCAACAUUUUCCAUGAAAGAACCCCUGCAUCGGCAGCCAGCAGCUCAAAAGUAGGCAGAUGUGGUAGAUAACAGCUAGAGUCUCCACGUCGCAAGACCCGGUUCACUCUCUUCACGGAGAAUCAUGAACCGAAACCGAAAGCGUGACAAACCCUACUUUUCCCGCCACGUCCCCGCCUCCCUCUCAAAACGCCGUCGUCACAUGCCUUCCCACCCUCUUCUAGGCGACGAUGGAGACGUUGUCGACACUCCGAUUGCGAAGCCGGCACCGGCGCCGGCGCUUGUUGUCAUGGGCCUCCCCGUUGACUGCUCUGUCCUGGACGUUAAGUCCCGGUUCGAGAUCUAUGGCUCCAUUUCCCGGAUCCGAAUCGACCGCGAUGGGUCCGCGUACAUCAUGUAUCGUACCAAGGACUCCGCCGAAGCCGCCAUUGCCGCUGCCCUAGACCCCUCUUUCGGCAUCACCGUCGAUUCCACAGAAGUAAAGGUGAUGUGGGCAACCGAUCCUCUUGCCCUCUGGAGGCAAGGAGUUGGGCUUGGUGCCAGCAAGGGUAAUGGCUCAUCCUCGUCCAAGCUUCUGCGGGCCGAGGUACCUCUGAGCAGACAUGGUAGAGGUAAUAAACUUGCUUCAGCUAUAGUGAAGCCCAGAAGUAGUAAUUAUGGUUCUUCUAGUGUUUCAGAAGUGCCUUUUAGGGGUAGAGAAAUCGUGGCUUAUGAUGAUAUACUGUAAGUAUAGAAUUGGUUUAGGGAUUAAUCUAUUUUGUAUUGAGUGAAUGGAUUUUAGGUCUAGCUAUAGAUAGAAUUUUUAUGUAUAGUAGACCUAAAGCUGCCUUAUUUAUUUAUUUAUUUUGGCUUUUUCAUA